ACGGGCCAGUCGCAUACAGCAGCUAUCGCCGAUCUACAUCACUCUGCAGCUGCCACAGCUCUGAGGAAACAUGGACGCUUUUCUGGCGAGGCUUACCCAGCAGGCAAUGAAUUAUGCCAUCCGCUCGGGAAUCGCCAUAACUGCCAAAUAUGCCAUCCGUCAGUCAUCGCGGCUGCUCAAAAAUGUCGAUAACUGCGAGGAAAGGGACGAGCUACUUACGCUGCAGCACCGCUUGGAAAGCAAGAUCCAGGUCAUAUCUCCUGCUAUCGACAUGAUCGAGCUUAUCGCUGCAAGAGGAAACACAUCACUAGAAUCAGCCGUGUCCCUCACCAAAUCGUUAAGAUGGGACAUACAAGCGUUAGGCCAGCGACUAGCCAAGGCGGCAACAUCUGAAGAAUUGUAUGCCAGAGGAGCGAACCCCAACCACGACCGCUCGCAACAACAAAUAGAGAUUCAAAAUAUCAUCCGAGACAUCAAGAAACUGCUUGUCCGAAUUGAAGACGCAGUGCCGCUGAUGAACCUGGCCAUCACGACUUCGGGUGCUAAGCUUUCGACCAACCUUCCAUCCACCGUAUCGCCCUCUCGGUUGCUGCAGGCGAGCACGUUCCUAACAGCAGGUGAUACCCAAUACUCCAUGUCUCCGUCUCAUGCCGUGCAGAUUGGUCCCACAUUUACCUUAUCGAUGUACAUGCUCUUCGCCAGCCAUCUCCGCCCGCAUGACGAGGAGGGUAUGCGCGAGGCAACAUGGAAAGAGGUCAUGCACAAGGCCCGCUUGAAACUGCGUCGUGUACCCAUGGACAUGGCCACGCAUCCACAGCAUCCGCAAGCACGGCACAUACGCCUUCCUGGAGACGCCAGAGUGGACGAAUUCGCCUACCAGGUGCUCAUCAUCGAAGAUCUCGACGACGGACGCGUGCACACAUAUGACGAAGACGAAGCGCAGCCCGAGAAUUUCGAAGGAGUCCUCACCGCCGGACUGCGUGAGAUCCUACCCAUCCACCAGAUCUCCAAGAUCUUCUAUGCCGACACCGGCAAGAUCCUGAACAUCAGCACCGAGGGGGAAACGAACAACCCUGUCCUCCUCCUCAAACGCGACAUCAACGCCAUCCCGCCACGCCGCAUGCUGGAACGCGACGAAUCGGAACUCGGCCACGUCUCUGACAGUGCGGAGGACGAUAACGAGUCCGACGAGCCCGACGAGCUGCAAGCCCAACUCGACGCCCAGCUUAACCACUCCCACUCCCACGACUCCGACAACCACAACAACAAUGAACCAACCUUCACCGAAGGCUCCAUCCCGCCGAUAUGGCGCCUCCCCAAAGACCUCGACCCCGAAUGGAUCGCCUUCGAAGUCUACAACGAAGACGAAGCCUCCGACUCGGAGACGUCCGACACGGAAGACGAUCCCACCUCCACUUCCGAAGCCAUGGCGAACCUCUCCCUCAACCCCGCGCACAACUCCCCCGUGCCCACCCCUUCCUCUGCUACAACCGCAUCCAGGCCCUCACACUCACCACCCCCGCAAACAACAACAAGCACUACCAUGACCAACCCGCACUUCAACAACAUCCGCACCUCACUCUCCCUCCUCGAGACCCUCCUCCGCCUGACCUCCCUCCAGCAAUUCCAGCAGCAAUCCCACCUCUCCAUCAGCGACGAGCUCCUGAACUUCUUCCUCGAGGAGUCCUCGACCACCGGCGCCGGUGGCGACGAACACCACCGCCAGCGCCUGCGCGCCGACGCCCGCCGCCGCGUCGGCUGGGACCCCUACGACGAGAGCCCCGUGAAACGUCGCGGCGAGGACUACCAGUACGCCUACGACGAGGACCAUCACCACCAAAACUACAGCUACAGCCAUCGCGGCACCACCCCGCUGCGCUACGGCCGCGACGACGAAUCCGAGUUCCCGUUCUCCCCUAGCGACCGCGUCCGCGGAUACUAUCUGCGCUCGCGUGAGGCGACGCCUGAGACGCCUCGGUCGGCUUCGUUGGGAGGCGUUGGCGGCGGCAGCGGCAGCGGCGGCGGGAUGAUGAGGCGUCAGCACCAUGAUAAACUGCGCGCGGGCGGGGGCUCGUCGUCGCUGCAGGUAGACGAGCGGUCGGGGCGGAGGGGGUCGCCACUCUCGCGACGGUCGACGCCUGUGCCGAGUGUGGAGGAUGGCGAGC
Messenger RNA from Aspergillus saccharolyticus JOP 1030-1, 2165 nucleotides. Its product is annotated as RanGTP-binding protein. Gene Ontology annotation, cellular component: nucleus; cytoplasm. The transcript is spliced from 6 exons. The annotation marks the transcript as partial. The record is from RefSeq and is a predicted model, not a curated record. Gene Ontology annotation, molecular function: GTPase regulator activity. Lineage: Eukaryota; Fungi; Ascomycota; Eurotiomycetes; Eurotiales; Aspergillaceae.